Rhineura floridana is the source of this 2116-nucleotide messenger RNA. RefSeq lists its product as uncharacterized. The coding region runs from base 591 to 1616 and encodes 341 amino acids. The record is from RefSeq and is a predicted model, not a curated record. NCBI's taxonomy places the organism in Eukaryota, Metazoa, Chordata, Lepidosauria, Squamata, Rhineuridae. The transcript has 2 exons.
CAGCAGCUUCGGCUCGGCGCGGUUUCCUUCAGCGGCAGCUUCGGCCGGGCUCCUUUUGGCGGCAGCUUCGGCGGGGUUCCUUUGGCAGCGAUCGCGGCAGCAGCAGCUUCGGCAAGGCGCGGCUUCCUUCAGCGGCAAUUUCGGCAGCAGCAGCUUCGGCGGCGGCUUCUCUGCCGGCGCACGUGGGCCUCCGGAGGCUUCCUGUGGCCAGGGUGGCUGGGCGGCAGCGAGCCCCCCCCCCAACCUCAUUGAGAGACAGGGAGGCAGUGGCGGCGGGCAACAAGGCCUAGGCGGCGAGGAUCCUGGGGCAGUCACGACGAGGCGGCAGCGCAGGAUCGGAUCCAGCACGGCGAGGACCACAGGCUAGGCGGCCUUUGGCCGGCAACUUUUAAAUUUAAUUGUUAAUUUUAAUUAGCGCGGGGGUAGGUGGGGCACGACCCAACCAUCAAUCCUUGCCACGUGCAGGGCAAUUAGGCUACCCUCCAGGAUAAUUGGGUGCCGGGUGGGGGUAUUGAUUAAGCAGGCGGGCUCCUUCACAACGCUUUGUAAUCACGUCGUUUUGCAAGCGGGGCCCCCUAUCUCCCUCUAGUAUGCCUAAGAAAGGACAAGGGGGGCCAAAAGGGAAGGGAAAGGCCCCCAGAGCAGGGGGGAGAUGCCCACCCCCAGCGGCGGAGGGGGCAAGGAGUGGGGAGGGGCCACCAUGGGCGGCCAUAUUAGCCAGGUUGGAAGCCCUAGAACAUGGCUCAAGCCACCCUAAUGCACCCCGGGACCAACCUGUGACAGGGAAGAAGAAAGACCCACCACCCAAACGGUCUCGGGGGAAAACACAGCGGCCAGUGAACAGUGCUGAUGCAGGGGCUGUUGCUUCCAUCUUAGCGCGACUGGAUGUGCUGGAGGCCGGGCUCAGGGCUGAGGCGAGGACGCCCAGCAUAGAGCCAGGCGCAACUCCCACCCUGCAAGCAGCCCCAACAAUGCAGCCCGCACAAGGACCUUCGGCGGAAAGCACACAGGAUCGCUGGACAAGAUCGGAGCAGCCACGCAUCCUCCUAUGUGGCCACAGUAUGAUGUUCUGGGCAGGCCGCAGGGCGGCGAAGUCUCGCUUCGGCACGCAGCUGGGGCUCAGUCAAUGGGCCGCAGUGCGGUGGCUGGGACGUCGGGGGAUGCGUUGGGAUGGGCUCCUGCCAGCCUUGUUUCAACCGGCUGUGGAAGUGGCAGCGCCCCAGGUGCUGGUGAUCCACCUCGGGGGCAACGACUUGGGUCUGUUAAAGGGCAAGGCCCUAAUUGAACAGGCAUGCGGUGACCUCCGGGCCAUUGCACGUCGCUGGCCGGGGGUGCACUUAGUGUGGUCAGACAUCCUGCCGCGCAGGAGGUGGAAUUGUGCCGGUGACCCACGAGGGAUGGACAGGGCACGGAAAAAGGUGAACAGGCAAAUUCAGAGGGCCCUUAGGGACUUAGGAGGUUCUGUCAUCCACCACCCAGAGGUGGGCCACAACAAGCUUGAGCUGUUUCGGCCUGACGGCGUCCAUUUGACGGACAAGGGCAACGACAUCUUUCUAAGGGACCUGCAGAAGGGUUUACACCAGAUUCUUAUCGGGUGUGGGGUAAAGGGGGACUAAGCAGAGGCUUGUCCCCCUUCUGUGGCGAAGAAGUGCGGGGAAAGGUUAAAGGGAAAGGGCAGCUAGGUGACACCUUUAGGCACCUUUGGGGGUGACAGGCGGUCCGGAGGCCUGCAGCUCAGGGCUACACGGCCCGGGGACAGGGUACGGGCCGCCUUUGGGGCCAACGUGCCUCAUCCGCUCAGAGUUUCAGGGCUCCGAGGGGCGGUGAUGCGGGUUGGACCCCCUACACAUCUUCAGGGUGUGGCUGGAGCUGGGGGGCUGGCACAGGGCAGCCCCAGGCUCAGGCAGGGCAUGAUCGCCCGAUAGCUGCUAACAGGCUUUGCCUGGAUCUCCAGAACGCCCCGCCCUUAAUCUCCCUUCUGCAGGUUCAUUAUUCAAUUGAUUCUGUUUAAAUAAAGUGGCCCAUCAUUUACCCAAGCAAUGGUGUCUGUGUUUUAUUUCGGCAAUAGGCCGCAAUCCCGUUCCGUGCCUGGGACCUACCGGGCAGAGGGACGAGC